UGUACAAGACAUACCUGUAACCAUAGAACCAAAUAGAGAAACAGAACCAAUCUCUGUGGAAACGGUUAGUCUGUUACAAUCGACUAAUGAAUUAGUCAAAACAGAAGUAACUGCAGAGCUUGUUUCUGAUAUGGAACAGUCAGCAACAACAUUACUUGAUUCAGAAAACAAGGCAACAGAACUAAGAAUUGAAAAAAAUACCAUUUCAGAGCCACUGACAGUGGAACUUACUACGGUACCAGCUAUGGAUACAGGUGAUGUCAUAAUAACAGAAACGGCUAUUUUAGAAACAUCAAAAGAAAUAACUGACAACAUCCCAUUGAUAGAAAAUGUCAAUGUUACCGAAAGCACAACGGCAGAUUCAGCUGCAAUAAUUACAGAGCAAACUAUAGUAGACACAACUAUUGUAUUAGAAUCCUUAAGUGAUUUGGAAAAAAACAUUGUCACUGAAAAAACUGAUGUAGUUGAAGUAAGCAGUGAUUUAAACGAAAUUGCUAUCAAUGAAACUCCAACACAUUUGGGUGCACAAGAACCUACAAUGGAAACUGCAAUGGAUAUAGACAAAGCGAUUGUAACGGAAACAGGUGCUUUUGCAUUAGCACAUGAAUUAUUAGAUAUCACAGAAAAUAGAACAGUUACAGCACAGGCAAUUGUAGAUACACCUACUGUAUUACAAUCUGUAAGUUAUUUGGAAAAAAUGGAUGUCACUGAAAUUACUAAUACUAUUGAAGCAAUAAAAGAUUUGAAUCAGUCUACUGGCGAAGAAACUCCUACCAAGGCACAAUUAGAUCUUGUAGAACCUAUUACAGAAUCUACUAUGCAUACAGAUAUACAGGAAACAGCUGUUUUAGAAACAACAAAUGAUUUAGUGGGUGACACGUCGUCAAAAGCUGUGCUCAAUAUCACAGAAAGCCAAAUAAUUACAGAGCAAGUUACAGUAGAUACCACUACUGCAUUAAAGUCUGUGACUGACUUAGACAAUAUAGAAGUGGUUCAGACUACUGUAUCUAUUGAUAAAAGCGCUGAUUCAAAUCAAGCUACUGCUACAGAAACUCUGACAUCUGUUGUACCAGAACCGAGCAAGGAAACUACUAUAGAUACUGAUAAAGUAAACGUAACUGAUAAAAUUUUAGCUUUAGAAACAACAAAUGAAUUGGAAGAUGUAUCAUUGAAGAUGCAUAAUAUCGCAGAAAAUAUCGAAAUCACAGAUCAGACAGUAAUUGGUGAAACACCGACAAUAUUAGAAUCUGUGGAUGACAUGAAAAAAUUAGAAAUCACUGAAACAGCUGAUAUUAUUGAAGCAAACAUUGAUUUGAAUCAUGCUACUAUAGAAACUCCGACUAUGGUACUAGAUGUAGUAGAACCUAGUGUGGAGACUACUAUGGAUACAGAGAAAAUAAUUCUUACGGAAACAGCUGCGCUAGAAACAACUUAUGAUUUAGUAGAUGGCAUGUCAUUGAUAGAGAAACACAAUGCCACUGUAAUCGAUACACCUAUAAUUACAGAACAAUCUAUUGUAGAUACACCUACUGCAUUCGAAUCUGUAACUGAUUUGGAAAAUAUGAGUGUUCUUGAAACAAAUCCUGAUGCAGUUAAAGUGACUACUGACUUGGCUCAGGCUACUAUAAUAGAAACUUCCACCAUGGUAGAUAAAGUUGAUGAAAAAGUAAUAAGUGAUGACGAAUUGUCUAAUGUCAAACAGACUGUUACGGACCUAAUUCAAGAAGCUGUCGAGAAAGCACUCGAAGUUGUGGAAACAGCAACAGAUCUACAAGAAAUAACUUCAGCCUUAGACACGCCAAUUUUGACGGACACGGAUGGUAAAGCAGAACCAGUUUUAGCCAUGUCGGCUCCCGUUUUACAAUCUCCUUUAUCAACCGACGAAGCAGUGACAGAGAUUUCAGAAAUCUUGGCAGCUACUACCGAUUUGUUAGAAAACGUGGAUUUAGUUGAAUAUAACAAUGUCACUGAAGAAACUAUUAAUAAGGAACAAAUCAUAGUAGAGUCACCCACUAUUUUACAAUCAGCUGCUGAAAUGGAAAACAAAGUUACGUUUGAACAACCCAAUGUAGUAGAAACACCACAAGAUUUGAUAGAAAAAGUCGCUAUUCAUGAGGCUCAUACUAUGUCAGAUUCUGUCAUAGAUACUGAAUUAACAAAUGAAAAUGUAUCUGAUAUUAAGGAAAGUGUUACUGAUUUGAUAAAAGAAGCUGUUGAUCAGGCAUGCCAUAUUACAGAAUCGCCAGUGGAAGUACAAGAACAAGUUUCUGAAGCGUCAUCAUUAGAAAUAGGCUCCACAUCUGUUUUGAAAUCUCCUACAGAGUCGGAUCAUAUUGUUACACCCGAAACUGUGGAUGCGUUAGAAACUACUGCGAAUCUGUUAGAAAAUGUGACUGAAGUCGAACCAGUCACUCUUGCAGCAAGCAAUAUACAUGAACAACAGAUUGUUAUUGAAUCACCCACUAUUUUACAAUCAGUUGCAGAAAUGGAAAAAGAAGUGACGUUCGAACAACCCGAUGUUGUAGAAUUACCACAUGAAUUGAUAGAAAAAGUCACUGUACAUGAGACUCCUACUAUAUCAGACGCUGUCAUUGAUACUGAACUAACAGAUGAAAAUAUAUCUGAUAUUAAGGAAUAUGUUACUGAUUUCAUACAAGAAGCUGUUGAUCAGGCAUGCCAUAUUACAGAAUCACCAAUGGAAGUACAUGAACAAGUUUCUGAAGCGUCACCAGUAGAAAUAGACUCUACAUCCGUUUUGAAAUCUCCUAUAGAGUCGGAGCAUAUCGUUACACCCGAAACUGUGGAUGCGUUAGAAACUACUGCGAAUCUGUUAGAAAAUGUGACUGAAGUCGAACCAGUCACUCUUGCAGCAAGCAAUAUAAAUGAACAACAGAUUGUUAUUGAAUCACCCACUAUUUUACAAUCAGUUGCAGAAAUGGAAAAAGAAGUGACGUUCGAACAACCCGAUGUUGUAGAAUUACCACAUGAAUUGAUAGAAAAAGUCACUGUACAUGAGACUCCUACUAUAUCAGACGCUGUCAUUGAUACUGAACUAACAGAUGAAAAUAUAUCUAAUAUUAAGGAAUAUGUUACUGAUUUCAUACAAGAAGCUGUUGAUCAGGAACGCCAUAUUACAGAAUCACCAAUGGAAGUACAUGAACAAGUUUCUGAAGCGUCACCAGUAGAAAUAGACUCUACAUCCGUUUUGAAAUCUCCUAUAGAGUCGGAGCAUAUCGUUACACCCGAAACUGUGGAUGUGUUAGAAACUACUGCGAAUCUGUUAGAAAAUGUGACUGAAGUCGAACCAGUCACUCUUGCAGCAAGCAAUAUACAUGAACAACAGAUUGUUAUUGAAUCACCCACUAUUUUACAAUCAGUUGUAGAAAUGGAAAAAGAAGUGACGUUCGAACAACCUGUUGUUGAAGAAUUACCACAUGAAUUGAUAGAAAAAGUCACUGUACAUGAGACUCCUACUAUAUCAGACGCUGUCAUUGAUACUGAACUAACAAAUGAAAAUAUAUCUGAUAUUAAGGAAUGUGUUACUGAUUUGAUACAAGAAGCAGUCGAACAAGCAGGCCAUAUUAUAGAAUCACCAACAGUAGUACAAGAAAAAGUUUCUGAAGCGUCACCGGUAGAAAUAGAAUCCAUAUCUGUUUUGAAAUCUAGUACAGAGUCGGAGCAUGUUGUUACACCCGAAACUGUAGAUGUGUUAGAAAGUACUGUAAGUUUGUUAGAAAAUGUGACUGACGUCGAACCACUCACUCUUACAGCAAACAAUAUAAACGAGGAACAAAUUAUCAUUGAAUCACCGACUGUAUUACAAUCCACGACUGAUAUAGAUAAAAUGGGUGAUAUAGAAGCAUCUAACGCCACAAUAACGUCAAUAAAUACAUUGGACAACGCGUCUGUUGUACUCGUAGAAUCAGUAUCUAUUUUAGAGCCUACCGCUGAACAAUUAGUGAUAGAUGCAUCUAUCCAGGCUACUGCAGUGGUCACAGAGGAAGGUUUUGAUAAGCAACAAGCUGACAGUGAUUCUUCAAUUAUUGUUCAUGACAGCUCGAAUUUAGAUAAAGAUAGCGCAGCUCCGGCGGAACCUAAGAAAGACAAAUUUGAAUCAGUAGCUUCACCACAAACGACAGAUACUUUGAAAACCGCCGAUUUUGAACAGGAAUUAGAUAUACCAGUAGAAAUUAUUGAAAUCCGGCCAGAAGAGGGUAUCAAAAAACCAAUUGAAACGGCCACUCUUGUUCAACAUAUAGACGAGCUAACUUCAGCUUCUAUUGCCGAAACCGUGGAGGUUCUAUCGAAAGUUAUUGAUGUCACUGAACUUAAGAGUCAAUAGCAGUCGCGAAUGAAUUAAAGGAUAGCUUCACUGAAGUAGAAAAUGUUAGAACGGAAGAAGUUUCAAAAGAACAGGCCAAAUUGGUUGAAAAACUUCAAGGAGCUUUAGAAGCUUUCCAAGCUAUUGUCGUAGAAAAUACCGAGAACAUUGCUCAAAAUUUGGAUGUGAACGAAUGGGCCAAAGUAAGCGAAGUUGUAACACAUUUACAAGAUGAUUUGGCUAGAGCAACUA
This is a messenger RNA of Leguminivora glycinivorella, 4573 nucleotides long. Its product is annotated as mediator of DNA damage checkpoint protein 1-like. The record is from RefSeq and is a predicted model, not a curated record. The coding region runs from base 131 to 4342 and encodes 1403 amino acids. The transcript has 2 exons. NCBI's taxonomy places the organism in Eukaryota, Metazoa, Arthropoda, Insecta, Lepidoptera, Tortricidae.